Molecule: messenger RNA, 1310 nt
Organism: Drosophila obscura
Lineage: Eukaryota; Metazoa; Arthropoda; Insecta; Diptera; Drosophilidae
Product: galactose mutarotase
Exons: 2
Coding region: 130-1260 (376 amino acids)
Biological process (GO): glucose metabolic process; beta-D-galactose catabolic process via UDP-galactose, Leloir pathway
Molecular function (GO): aldose 1-epimerase activity; carbohydrate binding
Source: RefSeq, a predicted model, not a curated record
ACGUUGUUGUCUGGUGUGUCUGGUGCCCUAUUUGACUUUGCGGGAGGAGCUCGCGACCUCUACGACUUUGGAGACGAGAACGAGAACUGCGACAUAAUCAGUAGGAAAGCUGAGAAGACCAUCAACACAAUGCCGAUCACACUGGAGGAGGAGAUCUUCGGCCUGGCCGUGAAUCCCUUCACAAAGGCACCCGAGAUGGUGCGCCGCUACACGCUGAGCAACUCGAAUCGGAUGUCCAUUUCGGUGAUUCAACUGGGCGCCAUCAUCCAGAGCGUAAGAAUGCCGGAUGCCUACGAGAAGGUCGAUGACAUAUGCUUGGGAUUCGAUGACAUUGCCAGCUACGUGUCCACCAAAGCAGCCUACAUUGGUGGAACCCUGGGACGGGUCGCCAACCGAGUGGCAAACGGCGAAUACGUGGUCGGUGAGUCAAAGGUCCAGCUGAGCAAGAAUUUCCAGAACAAGUACCAGCUGCAUGGCGGCCUUGUGGGCUUCGACAGCGUCAUUUGGGAGGUGGUGCAGAAGUCGGAGGACGGCAUUGUCUUUCGUCAUGUCUCGGCGCAUGGCCACGAAGGCUAUCCGGGCACACUGACGUGCCUCAUCUCCUACUGGCUGGACAACGAGAAUCGCGUUGGCGUGCGAUUCGAGGCCACCACCGACAGACAAACCGCUGUUAAUAUCUCCAAUCAUGCGUACUACAACCUGGCCGGGCACGGCGCCGGGCCCAAGGGUCUGGCCGAGCAUACCGUGGAGAUAGCUGCCAGCAAGAUUGUGGAGACGGACGAUGAACAGAUACCCACUGGUCAGUUGGUCAACGUCGACGAUACGGUCUUUGACCUGCGGAUGCCCGUUCUGCUGGGCGAUCGUCUCAUGCAGUUCGACGGGAGCCUGAUCAAUGGCUACGACAACUGUUUUGUGGUCAAUGGCGGCAGUGUGCAGCCGAGCAUGAAUAUGGUGGCCAAGCUCGUUCACCCUCCCAGCUGUCGGGUAAUGGAGGUGUGGACCAACCAACCGGGGAUGCAGUUCUACACGGCCAACAAUCUGCCCGACGAGAAGAGCGGCGCUGUCCCCAUGAUUGGCAAGGACUGCACUCACUACGUCAAACACGGUUCGUUUUGCGUGGAAACCGAAAAGUUUCCCGACUCCAUGAAUCAUCCCGAGUUCCCCUCGAUAUUCCUCGAGCCCGGCGAGAAGUACGUGCAUGAGGUCAUGUACUGGUUCAAGGUGGAGGAGUCCUGGAAAUGCUGUUGCAACAACGCCUGAAAGAAUGUAGAACUCAAAAAUAAAGCUGGAAUAUUUCAUUAGGCUCUGCA